ACGGCACGGCACGGCUCAGCGUCUCAGACACAUUACAGGGAGGAGAGAAAGAGAGAGGAGCGGUGAGCCGCAUCAGCGCCGCCGCUGCGUACGAAACAAACCACCCGUGUUGUGUGUCAACAGACAGCCGGCGGCCAGCGCUUAACCCUCGCGCUCCGUCUUUGGAUUUAACUGUGGCGUCUGCUGCAGCUGCAAGGAGGUUGACCAGAGCCGGUGGAGCCACUGCAGCAGGGAGGUUAGGAGCGGAGGGGUGAGUCAGCGGAGGCGGAGAAGCAUCAGAGACACCCGUCCGAACACCGGGACCCCGCCCGCAGCCUCCACCCGCUGCGCUGGAGCUCACGGACGGUCGCAGCUGUCAUCCAGGGCGCUGUCCUGCUCUGUGCCCCCUGAAUCAUUCAGGGCCCCCCUCCACCAAAGGCACCAGCAACGGAUAUGAUCCCUCACUGGCUUCUCACCACUCAACACAGGCAAUUGAGUUGAAGAGAUGCCAAUAAUGGAGAUGAUGGAAAGACCCAUCUGGUGAGGAGUGAAUGAAAGAAGGACGGAGGAAAGGAAAAAACGCACGGACAGCAAGAGGCCAAAGAAGGAGAGAAACAAGUCCAACAGAGGGGAACGAAAAGGAAACAGGAGGAAAGGAAACGGGGAGGGCGGGGAAGAUGUGAAGAGCUGCAAGAAGAGCGACGGAGUUUGAGGACCGAUAGAAACAGGAAGUGCUAGAGGGAGGAAGCACACAAAGUCCUGAAGGAGACGGACGGGAUUGAAAGUGAACGGACAGAGCACAGGACAGAGGAGCUGAGAGCUAGGAGGGGAAAGCGAGGGACUGCUUGAGGGAGGGAAGAAGCAUCUGGAUGGUCUCCACGGCGACGGCCGGCAGGUUACCCCCCACCCGAAGAUGGCCUCCAACUUCAACGACAUUGUCAAGCAGGGCUACGUGCGCAUGCGCAGCCGCAAGCUGGGGAUCUAUCGGCGUUGCUGGCUGGUGUUCAAGAAGUCAUCGAGCAAAGGACCUCGUCGUCUGGAGAAAUACCCUGAUGAGAAGUCUGCCUACAUCAGAGCCUUUCCUAAGGUGACAGAGAUUAGCAACGUCAAGAAUAUCACGCGGUUGCCUCGAGAUACCAAGCGACAGGCGGUGGCCAUUGUGUUUACAGACGACACCGCACGCACCUUCACCUGUGAAUCAGAGCUGGAGGCAGAGGACUGGUUUAAGACGCUGUCAAUCGAGUGUCUGGGGACACGGCUCAAUGACAUCAGUAUGGGAGAGCCGGACCUCCUGGCUGCCGGAGUGCAGUGUGAACACACAGAGCGCUUCAACGUGUUCCUCCUGCCCUGUCCCAACCUGGACAUCUACGGGGAGUGCAUGAUGCAGAUCACCCACGAGAACAUCUACCUGUGGGACAUUCACAACCCCCGCACCAAGCUGGUCACCUGGCCGCUCUGCUCCCUGCGGCGCUACGGACGCGACGCCACCCGCUUCACCUUCGAAGCCGGAAGGAUGUGUGACAGCGGUGAAGGCCUCUACACCUUCCAGACCAGAGAGGGAGAGCAGAUCUACCAGAGGGUCCAUUCCUCUACGCUGGCUAUUGCAGAGCAGCACAAGAAGGUCUUGCUGGAGAUGGAGAAGAACAGCAGGUUGAUGUCUAUGGGUUCAGAGCCUGGCUCCUACCCAUGCACCCCCACCGCCAUCCUGCCACGAUCUGUCUACUGGCACCACAUCACUGGAAACCAGACCGGCAUGGAUGGCAGCGGUGAUGCUGCAGAGGACGACCUGCUGUCCACCCGCCUGCCACCGGACCAUCACGCCACGCUGCCCCUGGCAAAUGCACAUGCACAGUCCCAGUCGCACAUACACACACAAUCAAUGACACACUACCCCACCUACCCUAGACAGUGACACACACACAUACACGUAAGAAGGUACGGACGUUGAAAAUGACGCAGAGACAAAUAAAACACGUGCAUACAUGCAUGCAGGCCCACACAAUUCACACACACACACACACGCACACUGAAAGAAACACACGCUGUUCCCUCCUUAUUUAAGUUUUACAGCCCAACGUCACACCUCACAAGAGAUGGUGUAGGCAGGACUGACACUGGCCAACACACCAUGCUGAAUGCAGGAAGUGAAAACUAAAUCCAGCGAAAGACUGCGAGGAGAUAGAGCUUCCUUACAUGACUGCAGCUCCUACAAUUCCACAGGAGGCGGGGGGGUAUUUGACGUUUUUCCACACUCAGGGUGAGAAACUCCGGCAGAUUGGCAUGUAUUGCCUACUGUUUAAAUGUGCAAUGUGUAGGGGAAAAAAGAAAAGAAAACACUCAAAAAAUGAAUCAACAGAACGUGAAGAGGUGACGUUGUAUGCAAAGACGUCUACGUAUUGUGUUGCAGAGAUAUCUGCUGAAAUGAGCAUGCUAACCAGCUACAGUUACCUCGCAUUCAACAGCACAAACCCCAGCGCCGGGAGUCACAUCAGGCCAGAUGAGCGCUGGGUCUAACUUGUGUAACGGGGGAAACAGAAUGUUUGCUGAUCCGGCGGGGAGCAUGGUUUGGGCAGUCCACUGGAAUCAGUCCCCCCAAUUACAGUUGCUACAAUUCUGCAAAUCUGCAGAAUUUUUGCCACUCUGGAUUUAAUCAAACAAACUACCAAAGUGCACACAGACCGUACAGCUCCUAGUUAGUGGCACAGUAAACAAAAAAAAUUGCUAUUUAUUUUUCAAUAACAGAGGACUUUAAACUUAGACUGCAUCGACCAAGUAGUAGAGGAGAAAUGCUGCCACCUAUUUGUUUGGAGCGGGUGGGCCACAUCUUACAGAUUGCACCUUUAAACCA
This is a messenger RNA of Anarrhichthys ocellatus (wolf-eel), 2827 nucleotides long. RefSeq names its product docking protein 4 (gene dok4). The record is from RefSeq and is a predicted model, not a curated record. Gene Ontology annotation, biological process: cell surface receptor protein tyrosine kinase signaling pathway. The coding region runs from base 893 to 1891 and encodes 332 amino acids. The transcript is spliced from 10 exons. Gene Ontology annotation, cellular component: cytoplasm. NCBI's taxonomy places the organism in Eukaryota, Metazoa, Chordata, Actinopteri, Perciformes, Anarhichadidae.